UUAAUUUUUUCCAUAGGAAGAGAUCACAAAACAUACCGCUAUGUUUGUAAAUUUUAAAAUUAGAUGUCAAAACAGCUGUUGGGUCGCUUAGUGUAAUCACCACGUAUUGAUGUUUGCUGCUCUAUAUUGAACAUUUGUGUAUCAAAACUGUGUGUAAAGGACACUCGUUGUUAGGGAUCCGUCAGCUAAAUACAAGAAGCUUCCACUUAUCACGAUGAGCGAGAUUAAUCAUGAAUUUUGGGAUAACUUAUUCGCAAGUCAAACAUAUGAAAAUAUUAACCAUAAUACAAUAUUAAAUUUAAUUGAAUGUACAAAAGGAAUGCAAGAUGAAAUCUUAAAAAUACAGCACAAAUUUAAGAAAACAUAUGACUUCAGUUUCCAGCAAAUAAUAGAACAAAAGAAAUCGACGGAAGAUAUAUCGGAAGAAGUUCAAAAUAAUAUAGCAUGUACAACUGCUACACAACGAAACACUAAAAAUGAUGCCGAGGCUGAGGAGAACAUCAAGUUUUCGGAAGAAUUACAAGAAAAAAUUACAGACGACGAAAAGAGCGAGCUGAUAAGAGAUGAUAAGUAUCUCCAGUUCGUCGAGCUAAUGUAUCAGGAUGAAAUUAAAAGAAUUAUGCGUCAACAAAUGAAUUAUUGGAGAAGACACUAUUCCAAAAGACGUAAAGUGCAGUUCGCUGUGCAAAUAGAAUACUUCUUGUAUAUAAUUAAUUUGAUGAACCAAUUUUUGGAGUUGGAAGAUAAAGUGCUGAAUAUCAAGCUUGAUAGACAACUAAUGACAACAAAAAAGAAAAACAAUAUGUCGUGUAAAGUCGAUUAUGAAAAGAGCAAACUAAUGAUAGACAAUAAAUAUCUUCGGUUUACCGAGACGAUACGUCAGAAAGAGAUUAAUAGAAUUGUUGUUCAACUUCAAAUGUAUCGCGACAUUUACAAUAUGCCAAAUGAAGAAGUGAAGAUCGCUAUGCAUAAAAAUUUCAUCGUGCAGAGAAUUGUAAUAAUAAAAAGCAUGUUAAAGCUGGAAGCAAUAGACUUCGAUCUCCAGAUAGAGCGAGAGGCAAUGAAUAUGGACAGGGAUGACGUCGGGAGCGAUAAUGUAAAGAAUACGUUGAUGAAGAACAACGGAUAUCUUCGGUACAUCGCGAAAAAGCAUCAGGAAGAGAUUGAUAGAAUUUAUAUACAACUCCAAAUGUUUUGCAACAAAUAUUAUGAGGCUAUUGAAAAUGUGAAGAUGCUGAGGAAAAUUGAUGACAAGAAUGAGCUGAGGAAGAACAAUGAAGAUCUUCGGUCCGUUAGAAUAAUGUAUCAAAAAGAAUUUAUUCAAAUUUAUGAUCAACUUCAAAUGUAUAGGGACAAAUACGAUAUGAAAAAUAAAAACGUGACGAUUGUUAUGCAUACGAAGCCGUAUUCUAUGAAAACACACGACAAAAAAGAUGAGCUGAUGAGGGACAACGAAUAUCUUGCGUUCAUCGCGAUGAUGCAUCUGGAGAAGAUUAAUGAAAUAUGUUUUUUCUUUCAAAUGUAUCGCAAUAGAUUCAGUGAAAUAAUUGAGAAUAUUGCUGCGUAUGACAAUUUCAUGAAGCAGAUUAUAUUUGUGAUUAACGAUUUGUCAUCAAUAAAUGCCCAUAUUCCUAAAUUGCAUAAGGAAUUGGAACUAAUAGUAACAUGUGAAAAAUUGGUAUAAUAAAAAGUAAGGAUUAAGCGCGCUAAAUUUUGAACAUAUAUGUAUAUGUAUAAGUGACUAGAAAAUGACAAAAUAACGAAACUUAAAAAAUAUUUGUUAAUGUAGAUAUUCUUGCGUGUAAUCAUCCACAAUUUAUUAUAUAUCGAAAGGAUUAUCUGAACAGAUUUUAUCUUUAAUUUAGAUAUCACAAAGCAUGCUAGCUAAAUUGUAGUAACUAAUCGUAAAGCAUAUAUGUGUUUAUUUUGACAUCGCUCAAUAAGCCAUAUAGAAAUACUGAUUCUUUUAGCAUAUUUAACACAAUUAUUAUAAAUUAUUCUUUUUAUACAUAUAUCUGUAGUAGAACUUAAUUUUAUUCUGAUCAUAGAUUUUGAUAAUCAAUUAUUUCAAUAAUUAUUUAUUUUUCAAUAAGUGUCCAGAAAAUUUUAACACAAAAUUAUUUAGCAGUUAAAAU
Messenger RNA from Nylanderia fulva, 2135 nucleotides. RefSeq lists its product as uncharacterized. Lineage: Eukaryota; Metazoa; Arthropoda; Insecta; Hymenoptera; Formicidae. The record is from RefSeq and is a predicted model, not a curated record.